AUGUGCGGAAGGUUCACCCUCGGAACAUCUGCAUCGGCUCUAGAUAUGCUAAAUACGCCACAAGGUCUAGCUUUGGAUCGUUACAAUAAUUUAUACAUAGCAGACUUUGGUAAUCGUUGUGUUAUGAACUCAGACAACUUAGCUGUACUGAUCGAUAUGGGGUUUUCUCUAGCUCAUGCGAAAGAGGCCCUUCAUCAUGUUGAUAAUUUAGAGGAUGCCAUUGCAUUUCUAUUAAAUGACACACAACACCCAUCUCCACCAUCGUCUCCGGGAGUAUCACAAGCUGAUUCCAGUGAAGAUGAAACAUCCUAUUCUCUUGAUCCUCGUCGCAUGCUGUUUAUUUUAAAUAUUGAACAUACUCAUUUAACAUUCGAUAAUAUUUUACUGAAUAUCGCUCAGUCAUCAUUCGAUUUAUACGAACAAUUAUCGACAAAUCGUCAACAUGUACUCGGUUUUAAAUCUUGGCAUAAACAUGGCCAAUACAAACAAGUAUACACAUGUCAAACUAGUCAGUUGUUAGAAGAAAUUUAUUUUCAUAUUGAACAUGGUUCACAUGAAUUAAAUAAUCAAAUAUGUACAUCUGGACUCAUCUACGAUAACCAAAAUAAACAACAACCAUUAUGUCUGGAUUCGAGAUCAAUAUCAAAAAUUACCCAUAAUCAAAGUGAAAUUAUGUUUGGUUUUGGAGGAUCAAAUACACCGACCACAACCGCCCAAACUCAACCACAAGCAUCAUCCCUUUUUCAAGAACAAUUACUCCCAUUGCGUGAAUAUUGUCGUGAAUAUAACCGAAUAUCGGAACAGUGUUUUAAUGAUUGUAUUAAUGAUUUCACUGGAAGAGCUGUAUCAGCUGGAGAGGAGUCAUGCAUUCGUACUUGUUUAGACAAAUUUAUUAAGGUUAAUCAACGUAUAGCUCAACGUUUUCAAGAACAGCAAAUAUUAAUGAAUGAAAAUCAGUCAACUGUCGGAAAGAAAACAGGACUAUUCAAAUAA
Messenger RNA from Didymodactylos carnosus, 993 nucleotides. Lineage: Eukaryota; Metazoa; Rotifera; Eurotatoria; Philodinida; Philodinidae. The record is from the annotation of a GenBank genome assembly.